Messenger RNA from Apus apus (common swift), 3990 nucleotides. RefSeq names its product ral guanine nucleotide dissociation stimulator like 1 (gene RGL1). The transcript has 18 exons. Gene Ontology annotation, cellular component: plasma membrane. The record is from RefSeq and is a predicted model, not a curated record. Bases 79 to 2373 code for a protein of 764 amino acids. Lineage: Eukaryota; Metazoa; Chordata; Aves; Apodiformes; Apodidae. Gene Ontology annotation, biological process: Ras protein signal transduction; positive regulation of GTPase activity. Gene Ontology annotation, molecular function: guanyl-nucleotide exchange factor activity.
CCCGCGGCGGCGGCGGCCGCUGACAGGGCAGCGAGGCAGCGGCGUGUCCCGGCCAGGCGCCCGGCAAAGGCAUCGAGGAUGAAAUUGCUGUGGAAAGCUAAAAUGACCACAAUUCAGGAUGGGGGUGAAGAGGUAGAAGAGGGAGCUGUUUACAGUGUCACCCUGAAAAGAGUGCAGAUUCAGCAGGCUGCCAACAAAGGAGCAAGGUGGCUAGGGGGCGAAGGGGACCAGUUACCUCCAGAACAUACUAUCAGCCAGUAUGAAACAUGCAAGAUCAGGACUAUAAAAGCUGGAACUUUGGAGAAACUUGUGGAGAACCUUCUGACAGCUUUUGGGGAUAAUGAUUUUACCUACAUCAAUAUCUUUCUCUCAACAUACAGAGCCUUUGCAUCUACUAAGGGAGUACUGGAACUUCUCCUUGACAAGUAUGGAAACCUGGAGAUCUCAAGCUGUGAAGAAGUUGAAAGCGAGAAUUCCUCUGAAUCCAAGACAGUGCUCAGGAUUGCCAUAGCAUCAAUCAUACGUACCUGGCUCGAGCAGUGCUCUGAGGAUUUCAGAGAGCCACCCGACUACACGUGUUUGCUGAAGCUGCUGGACUACCUGAAGAAGAAUAUGCCUGGCUCUGGCCCAGAAAGGAGGGCACAGAACCUCUUGGAGCAGUUCCAGAACCAAGAUUUGGAAAUUGAUGAUGGGUUCUAUUACCACUCCCCCUGUAACCUCGAUGAUGAAGAGGAGCUGGGGAGCAGCAGUUCAGAAGACUUCUCUCUUUUCCAAGAAGACCUUGUGGCAGAACAGUUGACAUACAUGGAUGCAAAACUCUUCAAGAAAGUUGUGCCCUAUCACUGCUUGGGAAGCAUCUGGUCUCGAAGGGAUAAGGAAGAAAACAAGCACCUGGUACCCACCAUCAGAGCCACCAUCACGCAGUUCAAUGCAGUUACCAAGUGUGUUCUCAGCACUAUCCUGAAGACCAAAGAACUCAAAACACAGCAAAGAGCCAAGAUCAUUGAGAAGUGGAUUCAUAUUGCACAUGAAUGUAGGAUCCUGAAGAAUUUUUCCUCCUUGAGGGCCAUCAUUUCUGCACUGCAGUCCAACUCCAUCUACCGGCUAAAGAAGACCUGGGCAUGUGUUUCCAAGGACGUAGUGCUGAUAUUUGAAGAGCUGUCUGAUAUCUUCUCAGACCAUGACAAUUAUUUGACAACUAGGGAGCUGCUAAUGAAGGAAGCAACAUCCAAAUUUGCCAAUCCAGACAGCAGUGUGAAGGAAAAUCAGAAAAGGACACAGAGGCGAUUGCAACUGCAAAAAGAUAUGGGAGUAAUGCAAGGCACGGUGCCUUACCUUGGUACCUUCCUGACUGACCUUGUCAUGCUUGACACAGCCCUUCAGGACUUUGUGGAGGGUGGCCUCAUAAAUUUUGAGAAGAGGAGAAAGGAAUUUGAAGUCAUUGCCCAAAUUAUGCUCUUGCAAUCUUCAUGUAACAACUACUGCAUGAUGCCAGAUGAAAAAUUCAUCCAGUGGUUCAGGAGACAGCAGGAUAUAACAGAGGAGGAGAGUUUCAGCCUUUCAAGUGAGGUGGAAGCAGCUGCUGACACCAGCACCACGUCGCCCAAAUCUCGGAAGAGUGUGGUGAAGAGGUUCAGCAUAAUGUUUCUCGGCUCAGAGAUGCUGGCCCAUAGCACACCCAUCAAAGAGCAACCCAAAUCUGCUCGGGGUGGGAGCUCUGGUGAAAGCACAGACUCAGCCAGUGUUUCUUCGUGUGAGCUUAACCACUCUGAACCUGAAGACGUCUGCCCCAGCCCCAUCGACACUCCUGAUGAGGUUCAGAAAAAGCUCUUCUCCUCCUCCCCCACCUCCUCCACCUCCUCCACCACCCCUUCCACGGGCACAUCUUCCUCAGGGGUGUCAUCUUUAAUCACGUCCCCUCCCUUGGUGACCUCCGAGGAGAAGUGCUCUGUCUCUGUGAUGCCCAAUACCUCAAAAGAGCUGCCUCCUGUUUACAACCAGCAAAACAAAGACUCCUGCAUCAUCCGGACCAGCAUCGAGGAGGACAACGGCAACAUGUACAAGAGCAUUGUGCUAACCAGCCAAGACAAGACUCCUGCUGUCAUCCAGAGAGCGAUGCUGAAGCACAACCUGGACGUUAACACUGCGGAGAAUUAUGAGCUUGUACAAGUCAUCUCUGAGAAAAAAGAGCUGGUGAUCCCAGGCAACGCCAACGUCUUCUACGCCAUGAACAGCCACGUGAACUUCGACUUCAUCCUGCGGAGAAAAAUGAUGGACAGAGAUGAGAAGAUGCCCAGUCGCUGCAGCCUGACGCUCCCCAGGACUCCAAAACGGAGCUGCUGGAGCGGGCGGCCCAACAAACUGGUGCUGUGAGGGAGGCAGGGCUGGGAACUGGCUGAGACUGCACCUUGGUGACCACCCAGUGUUACAGAAUCACAGCGGAUGAAUGUAUCAGUAUUCAACUGGGAACACAUUUGAAAUUGGAAUGCAAAGUGACUGGCAGCCAGACCCUCCUCCCCUGCAGCCAGAGAUGGACAGACAUGGAUUUACGGGACAGCACAGACUGGAAUUGUUGUUGUUAUUGUUGUAGUUAAUUGUGGUAGUAGUAAAUUGUAGUAGUAGCAGCAGUUUGUUUGUAGUAGCAGUUAGGUGUAGCAGUAGUAGCAGUUAGUUGUUGUAGUUAGUUGUUGUAGUUAGUUGUUGUAGUUAGCAGUUGUUGCUGUAGUUAAGUUGUUGAUGUUGCUGUAGUUAAGUUGUUGAUGUUGCUGUAGUUAAGUUGUUGAUGUUGCUGUAGUUAAGUUGUUGAUGUUGCUGUAAAGUUCACAUUGCUGUAAAGUUGAUGUUGCUGUAGUUAAGUUGAUGUUGCUGUAGUUAAGUUGAUGUUGCUGUAGUUAAGUUGAUGUUGCUGUAGUUAAGUUGAUGUUGCUGUAGUUAAGUUGAUGUUGCUGUAGUUAAGUUGAUGUUGCUGUAGUUAAGUUGAUGUUGCUGUAGUUAAGUUGAUGUUGCUGUAGUUAAGUUGAUGUUGCUGUAGUUAAGUUGUUGAUGUUGCUGUAAAGUUCACAUUGCUGUAAAGCUGAUGUUGCUGUAGUUAAGUUGAUGUUGCUGUAGUUAAGUUGUUGAUGUUGCUGUAGUUAAGUUGUUGAUGUUGCUGUAGUUAAGUUGUUGAUGUUGCUGUAAAGUUCACAUUGCUGUAAAGCUGAUGUUGCUGUAGUUAAGUUGAUGUUGCUGUAGUUAAGUUGUUGAUGUUGCUGUAGUUAAGUUGUUGAUGUUGCUGUAGUUAAGUUGAUGUUGCUGUAGUUAAGUUGAUGUUGUUAGUUGUUUAGCUGUUGUUGUUUGGUGUUUUUUGUUUUGCACAUUAGCUGAAGAAGGUGAGAGGCCCCAUCAGAGGGGGAAACAGGACUGCAGCGUUUGCCUUAAGAACACCACAGAAGCCAAACACUCUUCGUGAGAAAACAUUUUCCUUUGUGCCAGUAUUACACAGAAGAAACGUCUGAGUUUAUUUUUAUAGAACAGGAGAAGAGAAGUCUCAAUACAAUUCUGCCUGAACCAAGGAGGAGGUCCCGGGUGGCCUCCAGCAGACUAAGGGGAGCACUGGUUUGCAGAAGGUGUGGGUGAGCCCAGUGCCACCAGCAGAUGCUGCCUCCAGGAGGCGUUUGGAUUUGCAACUUGCAGCAGGGGUGGGUUCCUCUCCAGAACACCCAUCCCUGCAGCCAGCAGAAGUGGCAGGUGUGUGUGUUGCUUUCACACAGCUGUCAAACAUUUUCUUUCUUUUUGCACUUGUUCCACACCUGAAAAAUUAUCUAUUUUGGAUUUUUUUCCAAAGAACUUUUUAAAAGAAUGGACUGCACUUGCUUUUAGAUGAAUGUCAUUAUUUGUUCCUGAACAAGACAAACAAAAAAACCUUCCAAAAGGUUUAUAUAUAUAUAAAAGAUUUUUUUAAUUGCUUACUGUAAUCUUUAUACAAUAAGUAUAUAAACUGUUUUUCACUAA